UCAAUAAGCGACACAGUUAAGAAAUCGCCCAAUUCCCUCUCUCUCUCUCCAAUCAACUAAGCAUCCAAAAUUUGAAACCCUAGAAUCAAAGGUAGCAAAAAAACCAGAAGCAGAAAAUCCGGUGGUGAAGAAGUAACGAUGAAGAGAGUGUUCGGAGCGAAGAAAGACAAGGAACCUCCUCCCUCCGUUCAAGAUACAUCCGAUCGGAUCACUAAAAGAGGCGACAAUGUUGAGGAGAAGAUAAAGAAACUUGAUGCUGAGUUAGCUAGAUAUAAGGAGCAGAUCAAGAGGACUCGGCCAGGUCCGGCACAAGAAGCUGUUAAAGCUAGAGCAAUGAGAGUGCUCAAGCAGAGACGAAUGUACGAAGGUCAGCGUGAUAUGCUCUACAAUCAGACGUUUAAUCUUGAUCAAGUCGCAUUUGCUGCAGAGGGAAUAAAGGAUGCUCAACAGACAAUGUCAGCCUUGAAAUCGGCAAACAAGGACCUUAAGGGAAUGAUGAAGACUGUGAACAUCCAAGACGUUGAUAGCCUGCAAGAUGAGAUGAUGGACCUCAUGGAUGUGAGCAGCGAAAUCCAAGAAAGUCUGGGGAGGAGCUAUAAUCUACCUGAUGAUAUUGACGAGGAUGAACUCCUGGGUGAGCUUGAUGCACUGGAAGCAGACAUGGGGUUUGAGACCGAAGGUGGAGUGCCUUCGUAUCUUCAACCUGAUAAGGAAUCUGAUCUCGAGGGAGAGCUGAACUUCCCAUCAGCACCAACUGGACCUGGUAGAGUAAACAUGCAGGCUGAAGAUGAACUAGGGCUGCCAGCAGUUCCCGGACCUUCCCUCCGAAACUAGACAACGAGUCGGUGUGCUAUACAUGUGUUACUGUAACUCUGUAAGCACAGACUACAGAAUCUAUCAUUAUGUUGUUAUAAGACUUUUGGCUACUGCACAAAUAAGCAUUGGACAAUUCGAAACGUAUAUAAAUAUAAAUUGAAAAGUUUGUUGUGUAAA
Molecule: messenger RNA, 993 nt
Organism: Salvia splendens (bonfire salvia)
Lineage: Eukaryota; Viridiplantae; Streptophyta; Magnoliopsida; Lamiales; Lamiaceae
Product: vacuolar protein sorting-associated protein 60.2
Exons: 7
Coding region: 139-834 (231 amino acids)
Biological process (GO): late endosome to vacuole transport via multivesicular body sorting pathway; vesicle budding from membrane
Cellular component (GO): multivesicular body
Source: RefSeq, a predicted model, not a curated record